Canariomyces notabilis is the source of this 877-nucleotide messenger RNA. RefSeq lists its product as uncharacterized. Gene Ontology annotation, cellular component: mitochondrion. Bases 86 to 658 code for a protein of 190 amino acids. Gene Ontology annotation, molecular function: flavin adenine dinucleotide binding; flavin-dependent sulfhydryl oxidase activity. The transcript is spliced from 2 exons. NCBI's taxonomy places the organism in Eukaryota, Fungi, Ascomycota, Sordariomycetes, Sordariales, Chaetomiaceae. The record is from RefSeq and is a predicted model, not a curated record.
CGCCGUCCGUCUUUGUAAGUCGCGACCACACUGUUUCAGAGCAAUCCUUAUGCGCUGCAUCUAGGUACCCAGAGAACGAAUCCAGAUGGCGGAUGACACAGUUGAAGCUCAGCCGGCAAGCGCGCCAACCUCGGAUAGCGGUGCCGCUUCCUCGGAACCGCCCAAAAAAUUCCCGAAAGGCGUUGUUCUCGGAAAGGACGGCAAACCCUGCCGAUCAUGUACCUCCUUCGCCGCAUGGGCAUCGCAGACCAAAUCCUCCCUCAAAGGCUCUUCCUCCCCGACAACAGCAACCACCACCACCACCACCACCCUCCCAAAGGACUGUCCGCCGGACGUGGAACAGCUAGGCCGCAGCAGCUGGACGCUCCUACACUCAAUCGCGGCAACCUACCCGCCGCAGCCGACACCGGCCGAGCAGGCCGACGUGGCGCGCUUCAUGGGCCUGUUCGCGCGGCUGUACCCGUGCUGGGUGUGCGCCGAGGACUUUCAGCGGUACCUGGAGCGGCAGCCCGUGCGGACUGGCGGCAGGGACGAGCUGGGCACCUGGCUCUGCGAGGCGCACAACGAGGUCAAUCGUAAACUGAACAAGCCCGUGUUUGACUGCUCCCGGUGGCAGGAGAGGUGGCGGACUGGGUGGAAGGAUGGGAGCUGCGAUUGAGUUCGAGGUUUGAGUCUUUUUGUGGUUGUGUGGAUACCUAGCUUUCUUUACCUAAGGAGUGCGAAGGGGGAUGUGAGGAUGGUUGGCAUGUUGUGUGAUUAUCAUCUAGGCGGGAUUGUACAAAAUACCUAGAACAGAGCAGAACGAAUUGUGCGUUGGAUGGGUCGGCAUUGGAUGGGUGAUCACGCAUUAGAUCGGAGUUUAGGGGUUUGGCGUGGU